CUCCACUUCCCCUCUGUUUCUUCAUCAUAUAUAUCCAUCUCCCUUUCUCUCCCUCUCUCGCUCUGUCUAUCUUGCUUCCCGUUCCUCUGAUAUCCUUUCUACCAUCACCUUUAGACAUUCUACCCAGAAACCCACCGCCAUGGCUUCGAAACAACAACUCCGCACCACGGUCACCGACCUCCUGAAGAUUAACCACCCCAUCCUGCUUGCAGGAAUGAACGUGGCAGCGGGCCCAAAGCUCGCAGCGGCUGUCACUAACGCCGGCGGACUGGGUGUCAUUGGCGGCGUCGGCUACACGCCCGACAUGCUGCGAGAGCAGAUCGCCGAGCUGAAGUCCUACCUCAACGAUAAGAGCGCUCCCUUUGGUGUUGAUCUCCUGCUUCCGCAGGUUGGUGGAUCUGCACGAAAGACAAACUACGAUUACACAAAGGGCAAACUCGACGAGCUCGUAAGCAUCAUCAUCGAUAGCGGCGCCAAGCUAUUUGUUUCCGCGGUCGGAGUUCCCCCGAGACAUGUCGUCGAGCGUCUGCACAAGGCCGGCGUGCUAUACAUGAAUAUGAUCGGCCACCCGAAGCACGUCAAGAAGUGUCUUGAUCUCGGCGUCGACAUCAUCUGCGCGCAAGGAGGCGAGGGCGGCGGCCACACCGGCGAUGUUCCCACCACGGUCCUGAUCCCCGCGGUCGUCAAGCUGUGCGAGGGCAAGACCAGUCCUAUGACCGGCAAGCCAGUCCAAGUUAUCGCCGCGGGAGGUAUCUACAACGGACAGACCGUCGCCGCUGCGCUGAUGCUGGGCGCCAGCGCAGUAUGGGUCGGCACGAGAUUCAUCCUCACGGACGAAGCAGGAGCGCCCAAAGCGCACCAGGAAGCCGUGCGGACCGCGGGCUUCGACGACAAUGUGCGCACGAUCAUCUUCACGGGCCGCCCGCUGCGCGUCCGCAACAACCCCUAUAUCCAGAACUGGGAGGAGAACCGAUCGCAGGAGAUCAAGGAGUUGACUAGCAAGGGCGUUAUCCCCGUCGAACAUGAUUUCGAGACCCUGGGUGAUGAUAUUACGGAUGAUAUGAUGGACCAAGCCCGCCCCUUCCUAAUGGGCAAAGCCUCCGCCGUCGUCAACGAGAAGAAGAGCGCGAAAGCCGUAGUCGACGAGCUAGUCACCGACGCCGUAGCUUGGAUCAAGAAGGGCGAGAAGUUGAUCGCCAAGCUAUAAUGUAAAUAAUAUAAUCAAUAAAUCCCUUGACGGGAUAUCAAGGGGGAUGAAACGGGUGG
Amorphotheca resinae ATCC 22711 is the source of this 1266-nucleotide messenger RNA. RefSeq lists its product as hypothetical. The transcript is spliced from 4 exons. Bases 140 to 1207 code for a protein of 355 amino acids. The record is from RefSeq and is a predicted model, not a curated record. Lineage: Eukaryota; Fungi; Ascomycota; Leotiomycetes; Helotiales; Amorphothecaceae. Gene Ontology annotation, molecular function: nitronate monooxygenase activity.